AUGGCGCCAUUCAUGUCAUCCACUUUCACCACCGGAGAGCGACGCAAGAAGGUCGUCACGUACGGCAAACUGUCGCGUGUCCCGCCACCUCGAUCCAGCAUCCCGGAUGAUGCGCCUUCGCCAGAACGACCUCGCAAGCAUACAGCGAUUUCGAGUGGACCGACAGCUGAGGUCGGAGGACCGUUGGAUACUACUAGAGCUCUUGCCACUGCACGCGCGACUACAACUAGCCCCGAUGUAUUCGACGUACCCUCCGAAGACGAGUUGGAGUCGCAGUCGACAAAGCCCACAAACAGGCCUGCGCCACUGCAGCGUAGCAAGACAGAAGCAGAAUCGCGGGCAACCAUUGCGAAACCACACGAAUUUGCGCCUGGUCGCGCGGUCGCGACAGCUUCUCGACCUCCUAAACAACCCGGGGGUUUGAAACCGGCAGCGACAACGAACAAAACGCUACAGGGGCAGAUUGGACUGCAGCAGCCGGCACGGCUAAGUGCUCCGCUUCUCAAACCGCCGUCUACGGGCCCCACAUCGCAAACAAAGGCCCCGCCAUCCUCAGAAGGCCAAAAGCAGGCUGCUACAAGCGGACGACGGCUACAACGAUCGAACACAUCUUCCAAGAAUGUGUCACGCACCACAACGCCCGAAUUUCCGGCACAGUCUUCGGUUAAAUCACAAUCUGUAGCAAAGACAAACCCUGCGGUACCCAGCAGCAAAGCGACGAAAUUGAGUACCAAGCAGUCUGCGAGCCUGGACGUCUUUGAAGUGCCAUCAGAUGAAGAGCAAGCAUCUUUGCCGAUUCUCGAACCACCUAUGCAGAUAGCUCGCCAAGCGUUGAAAGAUAAACCCAAGGAGCUCGCGGCUGCGAAGGUGGCGUCACUCAAUGCUCCUCAAAAUAUAGCUGUCAAGUCACACAAGCUGGGGAUCUUACAAAACCGGAAGCGGAAGGGCUCAAUAUCUUCUAUCACUGCGCCGAAAUCCGUUGUUGCACGCAUACAGGAGCCAGUGAUGGCGCAGCGAGACCGCAAAGUGACUAGGAGGGAAAAAGGCACAUCGCCAGGUCACGGUUCUACAAGACCCUCAAUCCCUCGUUCUGCGCUACCGGCAGCGACUGCAGAAGCCUCGAUCAACAAGCCGAGAAGGACAAGAACACGGACAGUGCCGGUUGUCAGCCAGCCAACGGUAUCUAAGGGCCAUUCUUCACCAGCCAUGCUUCAUAGCAUGGUACCCGUCGCACGAGCUUCCAAAGCACCUCUUGACGAUGUGACGUCUGAGCUGCUUGCAUCCGACGACACCAUGUAUGAUAUCCCGGAUCCAAUGACAACGCCUGUACGCCCAACACCUCUUCGCGGGAGCACAACUUCUACGCCUGGCUCAGUCACACCGCGUCAAAAAGACCUCUUCAGCACCUUGCUUGGUGGCUCAGCAGCACCCAAAACGCCGGCGUCUGCGCUCGCAUCUCUCCAGCUGACAGACAAGAAGCCAAGAUCACUGCUUGGAGCUCUAGCUAGAUCGAAAUCCGACCUCCCUUACAGCAGCCAAUCACGGAAGACUCGACUGAUAGACACACUCAGAGACGAGACGAGUUCUGAAGAAGACGACAGUGAAAGUGACGGAGAAGCUGAUGCUACCAUUGCUGCAGAUUCGACACCCAAAGCGAAGCCCGCAACAACCGAGCCCAGCACUCACGACGUUGACAUGGACAGAGCCACACCAGCAGAUUCCCAAACAUCACAAAUGACAUCUGGAGCGGUCACUCGCCCAAGACUUACAUAUGCCGCCCAGCGUUCCUACCUCCAGGAAGCCAAUCCAGAAGACGAGUUUUUAAUAUCUAUGGAUCUUGACGACAGUUGGAACGUGGACUCCCAGACUGUUUCCACCGACGAUGAAGACGGACCCACGAGCCAAGUGCGAACGCAUCACGAGCUCAAGAAAUACGGACAGAACACCAUGUUCUCGUGGGACAUGGAAGAGUCUAUCCGCGAGAUCUCGGACGAAUCAAGCAAGAGUGCACGCCGCAGCGCAUUGAUGGAUUUAUGCACUAAGAUGGUCGAUGCAGGCUUUGUCAGUCAGCUUCUCGACUCCGGCUUCAUGCACAAACUCCUGGAAAUCAUGAGGUCUACAGACGAUGUCAUUUUCAAUUUCCUUGCGACUGCUUCAGUUCUUUUUGUCCUCCAGACGAAGCCUGCUUUCGCUGUGGUUGAUCAAAUUUACCGAUCCGGGAUUACGAGUACUUUGAUCAAGGUGGUGGACAACGAUAUCGAUAUCUCCAGAAUCGCACGCGAUCGAAAGUCGAACAUGUCGAAAAUUGCCCAGGAGUCCUUGGUAGAUUUCCGCGCACUGGUGCUGGCAGCUAAGGCGUGGUCGCCAAAUACACCAGAGAAAGCUUCACCUCAGAUUUUGACACUCAAAACAAUCGAUCUCCUCGUCCGAAAUCUGCGAGAGUCUGGCAGCAUAGAGGCUCUCUUGUCCCCGGUCGAGGUCUCGAAGAUUGUCAAAGUGUUUCCAACACCCUCUAGCCGUAUCAAAACCACCAAAGCUACUUCUCAAGACAUUUUGACCGUUGACUUGGCGCUUUCGAUACUGGAAACCGUGUCGAUCGCAGAGCAAGACUACUCCACAUGGCCUACUAAGACUCUGCAACACCUGGCGGAGGUAUUGCCCAUUUUCUUUGAGGACAAUGGCCCAUCGAAGACUGUGGAGGCAAUGAAGCUCUGCAUGAACCUCACCAACAACAAGCCCAAGGCCUGUCAACCGUUCUCCGACCAGGCCUUCAUACAGCCCCUGAUCCACUUCAUUGUUGGUCGUUUCGAUGUGCUCCACAGUGGAGAACUCGAUGCAGAUCGUCGGACCCAAGUGCUAGCUGCGUUGACGCUCGGUCUGGGUGCGAUGAUCAAUCUCGCUGAGCUCAGCGAUCAAGCACGACGCAAUACCAUUGAUGACAGGAACUCGAUCGAGGUGUUGGUAAAAACCUUUGUUGCGGGUUCUGAACGAGCAGCUGAGGCCAACUCCGUUGAAGAGUCCGAAUUUAGCGUUCAGGUCGGCUUCCUUACUGUGCUGCUGGGCAAUCUGUGCCUCAACAACACCGUCCGAUCCAAAGUUCGAGCGUCACUACCCGGGCAACAGCUCCAGCCACUGCUCGAGCAAAUGAAGGAGUUUGCGCGCAUUCACGAGCAUGUCGAUAAGAGGACGGCCAGUCGUUUCGAAGGGCCUGAGGGUAAGGAGGCUCUGAACAAUUACUACCUGCGAAUCAUGCAUGUGGUCAGGAAGCUGGAAGGCGCCAGAGAAUAG
Ascochyta rabiei is the source of this 3288-nucleotide messenger RNA. RefSeq lists its product as uncharacterized. NCBI's taxonomy places the organism in Eukaryota, Fungi, Ascomycota, Dothideomycetes, Pleosporales, Didymellaceae. The transcript is spliced from 2 exons. Bases 1 to 3288 code for a protein of 1095 amino acids. Gene Ontology annotation, biological process: regulation of chromosome condensation. The record is from RefSeq and is a predicted model, not a curated record.